Coffea arabica (coffee) is the source of this 2216-nucleotide messenger RNA. RefSeq lists its product as uncharacterized. The record is from RefSeq and is a predicted model, not a curated record. NCBI's taxonomy places the organism in Eukaryota, Viridiplantae, Streptophyta, Magnoliopsida, Gentianales, Rubiaceae.
CACAGUUUGGAUUGGGAUAACGUGAGCUGAGCCGAACAGUCCAUAAAUCGAUGAUGAUCAGAUGCGGUGCUGAUCCCAAAUCAAAUCACAGUCCGAGGAUGUGGAUGACGAAUGCUGGGAUGUCUGUAACUUUUUUAUUGUGCAAAUCACACAUUCCGUGGAUUUAGAAGCACUAAUACUACUACUAUUAGUAAUAAUAACGGACCACUUAAAGAGGAAAUUAUGGGAUUCGCCCAGGCCCUCUUCGCCUGCGCGCCGCUGCCACCACCACCACCACCACUGCAUCAAAAGAGUAGCAGUGUUCCCACAUGGCAUUUUUCAAGCUUCACUGCUUCUCCUCGCCACUCCCAAUUCAACAACUUGUACCAAGAACAUGAAGAAUUAGGGUUCAAGAAGCAGAAGAAGAAGAAGAAGAAGAAGAAGGAGAAUCACAAUAGCAUUCUGGAAAGUCAUCGUCCGUACAAGACUGCUCCAACGCAUACCCAAUAUAAAAGAGAAGAAGUACGAGAUGGAAAAGUUUGCGACGAAUCCCAGUCCCUCGAUUUCGUCUCCCAUUUUAGUACUAGAAGAGGUGGCGACAAGGGCGGCAAGGAGGGAGAGCGCAAGCCAACAGGAGAGGACGAGGAGGGAUUGGAUGUGGGAUGGCCUAAGCCAGAAGAAGAAGAAGAAGAAGAAGAUAGCGGUGGUCCUGUUGUCUGCAAGGGGAUAGCAAAAGGGACUAGGAGGAGGCAAAUCAUGAAGAGGUCCACUAUGAUCGCCAAGCAAGUUAUCAGCAUUCAAUCCGCCCUCUCCCUGGGUUUUGUUUCCCAGCUCUGGGUCGAUACAAAUGCUUGGGCGGUGUUAUUUGUAGAGGUGAAGCCAAACUUACUUUCCAGUGAGCUAGAAAGGUUUUCCUUGGACGAGCUUGCGAAGGUUGGGGAUGUGGUGCUCGUUGAAGAUGAGAGUGUGAUGGAAAAUGACUUUAAAUUAAUUGGAUUCGAGACGCUGGUAGGAUAUACUGUUGCAACUCCAGGUCGGCGAAAUAUUGGAAAAGUGCGUGGAUACAAUUUUGACAUUAACUCUGGGGUAGUGGAGUCUCUUGAGAUUGAUUCAUUUGGGAUAUCCAUCAUCCCGUCAAGUUUGAUGCUUUGCUGCUGUAUUACAGGUGAGCACCUAUGCAUUAUUGGUUGAGGAUGUGCUGGAAGUUUUACCAGACACUGUUGUAGUACAUGAAGCUGCAGCAUCACGCAUCCAGAGGCUUACUAAGGUAAAUAAAUGUUGUCUUUGCUUGAUACUCUCAGAUGGUUUCAGUUGGGACUAAGAUGGUUUCUUUAAGCUUGUUCCUUGGUAUCCAUUUGUGGUGAAAGUUUGUUUUAGCAAAUGUUAAAUCUCGGAUGGGCUUUAAAGCAUAGAAGCAAAAGAGGAUCAUAACAAAGCACCUAUAUACUUGUUGCGAUGGAGAAGCUCAAAUAUAAAAGAAACGAAUCAGGGUUGAGCACAGCACCACAUAUUCUGUCUCUUUCUUUGGGGUAAAAGUAGUGUAGUAUAUUCCGUUUCACUUGUGCAUGAUGCAUUUGCAUGCAAAAGGAAACAAAAGCAUAGAAAUUGAUGAGGCAAGCUGGUGAGCUCUGAAGCCGAAGAAGAGGAUUCGGCUCAAAAUGAGUACACCCGUUUUUGCUCAAGUUUUGGUGCUACUAUUUAGUAGCGGUUACUAAAUUUGAGAUGUGGAAUUAUACGAUUGACGAUUGACGGACGGGUGCUGGCACAGGGGUUUUGGGGUGGCGGUCAGAAGAUGGGCGGGUCAGUUGAUGAUGAUGAUGAGUUUGAAGAAUGUUGUGGAUACGGGGGAAGCGGGAAGAGAAACUUGUCCAGGGCCAGGGGGAAGUUCCCUGGAGAAGUGGUGGAGCGGGCUGAUGAAUGGGAGCUUCCCAUGGAUUACUUGUGAUCGAUCAUCCAUCACACUCACACUGAGACUUUCUCCUUCUGUCACCCUACCAGUUACUGCUACACUCAUAUGCAGGGCAGGGUAUCGCCCACCACAUACUCCUCCAUAGAUAGGAUUGCACUGGUUGUUGCAGUUUCCCGGUGGUCAUUUUUUUCUUUUCAGUAUUGACUGAGAUUAAUUGUUAUGUCGUCCAUUUUCUCCAGAGUAGCAAUGGAGCAAACCACCACCGCAGUUAUGCCUUGGUUCUGUAUGUAUGUAAACAUUUUAGGAAGAGUAUUCGCCUCCCUCCCUC